AUGAACACUCUGUCUGAAGCAAACGGCACCUUUGCCAUCCACCUUUUAAAGAUCCUUUGUCAAAACAACCCUUCAAAAAAUGUAUGUUACUCUCCUGUGAGCAUCUCCUCUGCUCUAGCUAUGGUCCUCUUGGGGGCGAAGGGAGACACUGCAGUCCAGAUAUCUCAGACACUUGGUUUAAACACAGACGAAGACAUUCAUCAGCACUUCCAGUGGCUUCUCCAUAUCCUGAACAAGCCCAACAAAAAGUACUUACUUAAAAUGACCAACAGGCUCUUUGCAGAGAAUACUUGUGAAUUCCUCCCAACCUUUAAGGAAUCCUGUCUUCAGUUCUAUCACUCGGAGCUGGAGCAGCUGCCCUUUGCCAAAGAUCCAGAGGAGUCCAGGAAGCACAUAAACACGUGGGUCUCCAAGCAGACUAAAGGGAAAAUUCUGGAGUUGCUGUCAAGAGACUCAGUUAAUUCAGAAACCAGGCUGGUUCUUGUCAAUGCCUUGUACUUCAAAGGGAGGUGGCGGCGACAGUUUAACCUAGAUUCCACAAGGGAAAUGCCCUUUAAAAUAAACCAGCGGGAGGAAGGAACAGUGCAGAUGAUGUGUCAGAAAGACACAUUUAACCACGCCUAUGUGGAUGAGGUCCAGGCACAGGUGCUGGAGAUGCCCUAUAAAGGCAAGGAGCUGAGCUUGGUGAUUCUGCUUCCGGAUGAUGGUGUGGACCUCAGCAAGGUGGAAAACAGUCUUACUUUUGAGAAAUUAACGGCCUGGACCAAUCCAAUCAUUAUGAAGAGCACUAAAGUUUUUGUUUUGCUUCCAAAAUUUAAGCUGCAAGAUGAUUAUGACAUGAAGUCCGUGUUUCAGCACUUGGGAAUGGUGGAUGUCUUCCAAGGCGACAAGGCUGACUUAUCAGGAAUGUCUCCAAAGACAGACCUGUGUGUGUCCAAGUUUGUACACAAGAGUGUUGUGGAGGUCAGUGAAGACGGCAUGGCUGCAGCAACCUCGGUCAAAGUAAUUAGGCCAGUGUUGUGUCUGGGAGACACUGUCCCAGUUUUCUGUGUGGACCGUCCCUUCUUGUUCUUCAUCAAGCACAAGAAAACCAAUAGCCUCUUGUUUUGUGGCAGGUUUGCAUACCCUGUUGUAUUUAGGAGACAAACAAAUUCCACAAGCUAA
Messenger RNA from Chionomys nivalis (European snow vole), 1164 nucleotides. RefSeq names its product serpin B9-like. The record is from RefSeq and is a predicted model, not a curated record. Bases 1 to 1164 code for a protein of 387 amino acids. Gene Ontology annotation, cellular component: cytoplasm. The transcript is spliced from 6 exons. Gene Ontology annotation, biological process: negative regulation of endopeptidase activity. NCBI's taxonomy places the organism in Eukaryota, Metazoa, Chordata, Mammalia, Rodentia, Cricetidae. Gene Ontology annotation, molecular function: serine-type endopeptidase inhibitor activity.